Messenger RNA from Aplysia californica (California sea hare), 1137 nucleotides. RefSeq names its product zinc finger FYVE domain-containing protein 26. Gene Ontology annotation, cellular component: centrosome; midbody; lysosomal membrane. Lineage: Eukaryota; Metazoa; Mollusca; Gastropoda; Aplysiida; Aplysiidae. The record is from RefSeq and is a predicted model, not a curated record. Gene Ontology annotation, biological process: double-strand break repair via homologous recombination; mitotic cytokinesis; regulation of cytokinesis. Gene Ontology annotation, molecular function: phosphatidylinositol-3-phosphate binding; metal ion binding.
GUGUUAGACGAGUUACUUCAGAGCUCAGAGACAGAGUGUUUGGUCGUGUGCCAAGCCUUGGCCAAUCAGCUGAGCCGACCAAAUGAGAUCAAGUUUGUGCUCAGCUUCAUCCUGCGGUACCUGAGCCAGCAUCUUCUCCCCGAUGAUGUUGAGGACCUCAGGCUGAGGCGUAUUGGGGCAAAGGCUCUCAUGUGCAUCCCUGCUAAGAUCCAAGAUGAGUACAGCCACCUCCUUGCUUGCCCACAUCUUAUCUUAGAGCAACUGUUAAUGAACAUGAAGGCGGAGCUGGCUGGUCAGAUCUUUGAGCAGAUCAAGCCUGACUUUGUGGAAGUGCGGGAGCCCAAGCUGCGCAUGGCUCAAGAGCAGUUCAACGCCCUGCUCACAACCUAUGCCCGUAAAGCUGUGGAGGUUACUGUGGUGCAAGUACAAGAGUACAAGUCACGCAGUGAGAGUGCAGCAUCCAGUGGCUCUGGACAUCUUGAGGAGUCUGAGAUGUUGACCAGCACAAUGAGGCGGUCGUAUGACAAGCGGAGAGUUUCACCCACCCUGAGCUUGGCCAGCACUCAGUCGGCCCGGCCUGACGCGACGGGGCGAGUGGGUAUGAGGCAAAAGUCAGCUUCUGCCACAUCCGCCAACACUGGCAGCCGUUUUGUGAUGCCUGCCCAGCCUCCAACACAAGACCAGUGGGUGCCUGACGAUGCCACAGCUGUCUGUAUGGUGUGCACUGUUGAACGGUUUAGUAUGUUCAACCGGCGCCAUCAUUGCCGUCGCUGUGGCAGAGUUGUUUGUGCUGCGUGCUCGACCAAACAGACCAUCGUCUUUGGGGUACCUGGCCGUACAUGUGACGAAUGCUUCGAGCAGCUUCACACCUCAAGUGAGCACCGGGCCCAGGAAGAGCAUGAGAUUUACAGUCAGAGGAUCAAGGAGCGUUUGUCGGGUGCUGGCUCCGGUGCCACGCCCACCAGCCCUGGCAUGUUCGCCUCCAGCCCAACUCCACUUGACCUCCCCGGCCUGUUGAGUGCUGACCUGCUCAAAAAGAACAUGACUGCAGCAAUCCAACAUGUGCACCACUCAUGGAAGCUUCGACCAGACACAGCGUUUUCGGACCAAGUCCGCUCUGAGUUCUACUUUGAGCAA